AGCCGCCGGCUGCAGCUCGGGCAGCGGAGCGGGGCCGGGGCGCUGCUGGGGCAGAGGACGGGGCGGGAGGCGCGAUGGCCGCGGACGGGAUGGAGGCGCGGGCGCUGCAUUAUGAGCAGACCCUGAUGUAUGGCCGCUACACUCAGGACCUGGGAGCCUUUGCCAAGGACGAGGCGGCGCGCAUCCGGCAGCAGCAGAAGCACCGGAAAGCCUUCCCACAGGAGCGCGCCCUCGGGCCGGAGCUGCUGGAGUACGACCAGAGCCGCUGCGCCCGCUGCCGCAUCUGCACCGUGCGAUGCCAGAAGUUCCUCAUCUCCAAGGUGGGCGAGGACUGGAUCUUCCUCAUCCUGCUGGGGCUGGUCAUGGCGCUGGUGAGCUGGGCCAUGGACUUCGCCAUAGCCACCUGCCUGCAAGCCCAGAAGUGGAUGUACGGGGGCCUGGACACCAACAUCUUCCUGCAGUACAUGGCCUGGGUCACCUACCCCGUGGUGCUCAUCACCUUCUCGGCCGGCUUCACCCAGAUCCUGGCCCCGCAGGCCGUGGGCUCUGGCAUCCCCGAGAUGAAGACAAUUCUCCGGGGUGUGGUGCUGAAGGAGUAUCUCACCCUCAAAACCUUCGUGGCCAAGGUCAUCGGCCUGACCUGUGCUCUGGGCAGCGGGAUGCCCCUGGGCAAGGAGGGGCCCUUUGUCCACAUUGCCAGCAUGUGCGCCACCCUGCUCAGCAAAUUCCUCUCCCUCUUUGGAGGCAUCUACAAGAAUGAGUCUCGCAAUAUCGAGAUGCUGGCGGCUGCCUGUGCCGUGGGCGUCGGCUGCUGCUUUGCUGCCCCCAUCGGAGGCGUCCUCUUCAGCAUCGAGGUCACGUCCACCUUCUUCGCCGUCCGCAAUUAUUGGCGGGGGUUCUUCGCCGCCACCUUCAGUGCCUUCAUCUUCCGCGUGCUCGCCGUGUGGAACAAGGACGAAGAGACCAUCACGGCUCUGUUCAAAACCCGCUUCCGGCUGGACUUCCCCUUCGACCUGCAGGAGCUGCCCGCCUUUGCUGUCAUCGGGAUUGCCAGUGGCUUCGGAGGGGCACUCUUUGUCUACUUCAACCGCAAGAUCGUCCAGUUCAUGCGCAAGCAGAAGACCAUCAACCGCUUCCUGAUGAAGAAGCGCCUGCUUUUCCCCGCGCUGGUCACUCUGCUCAUCUCCACGCUCACCUUCCCGCCUGGCUUCGGACAGUUCAUGGCCGGCCAGCUCAGCCAGAAGGACACCCUGGUGACCCUGUUUGACAACCGCACCUGGGCCAAGCAGGGCCUGGCCGAGGAGUUCGAGUACAUUGGCAUCUCUGAGGCCUGGAAGCACUCGCACGCCAACGUCUUCGUCACCCUGCUGGUUUUCAUCCUCAUGAAGUUCUGGAUGUCAGCCCUGGCCACCACCAUCCCAGUGCCCUGCGGCACCUUCAUGCCCGUCUUUGUCAUUGGUGCGGCCUUCGGCCGGCUGGUAGGAGAGAGCAUGGCAGCCUGGUUCCCGGAUGGCAUCCACACCGACAGCAACACCUACCGCAUCGUGCCGGGGGGCUACGCCGUGGUAGGAGCAGCUGCGCUCUCUGGCGCCGUGACCCACACGGUCUCCACCGCCGUGAUCGUCUUCGAGCUGACGGGCCAGAUCUCCCACAUCCUGCCCGUGAUGAUCGCCGUCAUCCUGGCCAACGCCGUGGCUCAGAGCCUGCAGCCCUCACUCUACGACAGCAUCAUCCGCAUCAAGAAGCUGCCGUACCUGCCUGAGCUGGGCUGGGGGCACCAGGAGAAGUACAACCUGCGGGUGGAGGACAUCAUGGUGCGGGACGUGCGUUACAUCACCCUGAACUGCAAGUACCGCAACCUGCAGGAGGUGCUGUACAACACCAAGCUGAAGAGCCUGGCUCUGGUGGAGUCGGCUGAGUCCAUGAUCCUGCUGGGCUCCAUCGAGCGGGCCCAGGUGGCAGCUCUGCUGAGCGGCCAGCUGGGCUACCAGCGCCGCCUGCAGUACGUGCAGGAGAGGGCGCAGGCCGGGAGGAGCAGCGUCGCCGAGAAGCCCCAGGACAAGGCCGGCCACGGGGCCUCCCACCCGGGAGUGCAGUUCCAGAUCAGCACGGAGGAAUCCUCAUCGGCCCCGCCACACGGAGAGUCCCGCAAGCCCCUGAAGCCGGCACUCAAGCGAAGUCCCAGCACCUUGGAGAGCCCCACAGCCAAGAGCCCAGAUCACUCGGGCAUUGCCCUCAAGAGCCUCUUCUGCACCAGCACUGCCACGGAGCCCGCUGAGGUGAGUGCCCCUCCAUCCCCCCCAGAUGGUGUUCCCCACCACCAUGGCACCUUGGCCCCUGCUCUGUGCCCAGCCCCCACCCGAGGCCCUGGGGCGAUGGCACCCGGCCAGGCCGCUGUGGUUUCCCAUAAUGCCUCUGUCUUCUCUCCUGUUUUUCUCGUGGCUAAAAAGUCUGAGAAUUCAGCACCACCCGAAAAGCGCAAGUUGAAGCGCGUCCGCAUUUCCAUCGCGGACCAGUAUGAGCUGCCUGGCGAGAUGAGCCCCUCCGAGAUCAUGGAGUGGGAGAAGCAGCAGCUGGACGAGCCCGUGAACUUCAACAACAGCAAGAUCGACCCUGCUCCCUUCCAGCUGGUGGAGAGCACCUCCCUGCACAAGACUCACACCAUCUUCUCGCUCCUGGGCGUGGACCACGCGUAUGUGACCAGCAUUGGGCGCCUCGUUGGCAUGGUGUCCCUCAAAGAGCUGCGCAAGGCCAUCGAGGGCUCAGUCACUGCCAAGGGCGUGAAGGUCCGGCCGCCCCUGGCCAGCUUCCGGGACAGCACUGCCAGCAGCAGCGAGAUGGAGACUGCGGACAUCCACCAGCUGUGGGACCGGUGCCGGCACCUCUCCAUCCCCCGCGAGUCCAGCCCCUCCGAGACGGACGACAAGUGCCCGUGAGGGGUGGAGCCGGUGGGUAGAGCCCGCCCCGGCUGCCGAUGGACACGGCAGACACCGCCAGCCCCCGCGGCCGUGGCACCGGUGCCACUGCACCUUUGUGCCUGCAGCCCUGGCACCCUGCGCUGCCAGACUCGCCGCCUGCCAGCGGAGGAGCCAGAGCCCCAGCAAGCCACUGCCAUCAGCCCUGCCCCAGGAGCUGCCCCGGCAGCCCCUGUGUGGUGAAGAGGAAGGGUGAACCAAGUCCAGCCCCUGGGCCCCGGCAGCCCCUGUGUGGUGAAGAGGAAGGGUGAACCAAGUCCAGCCCCUGGGCCCCGGCAGCCCCUGUGUGGUGAAGAGGAAGGGUGAACCAAGUCCAGCCCCUGGGCCCCGGCAGCCCCUGUGUGGUGAAGAGGAAGGGUGAACCGAGUCCAGCCCCUGGGCCCCGGCAGCCCCUGUGUGGUGAAGAGGAAGGGUGAACCAAGUCCAGCCCCUGGGCUCCGCAUGCGAGGUUCUCUGGGCAGCUGGCGCAGGGCUCCUGGGGGCAGAAUGCCAUAUCCAGCACCACCCCCCGCUGCCAGGGGCCCCUUGGUCCCCAAACAGCACUGAGUGCUAAUCCCCCCGCCCCCGACUCUGCAACUGUCUCACCCCUGGGCCCUCCAGCCCCAGCUCAGCCAGUGCCCCUGAAUCCCGACCCACAGCUGCUCCCCUCCCCUGGUUACACAUGCCAUGGGCUCUGCCCCCCACCCAGCUCUGCCAGUGCCCCUGAAUCCCAACCCACAGCCCUCCCCCUUGGCUCGACCUGCCGGUGCUCCUCAGUCCUGAGCCUCAGGCCCCCCCCUCACUAGUCAAUCUCCCGUCGAGUCUGUCAACCAUGCUACCUCUGGGGGUGGUUUGUGGAACGGGGCGAGGGCGCAGUGGGGAGAGGGCAGCUGGGCUUAGCCGAGGCCAGAGGUGAGUUUGGCUUGGAGCCCAGGGUGAACAGCGCAAGCAUUUCCGCCCCCCCCCGGCCAGUCUCACUGAGCCCCCCCACCCCAGCAUGGCUGCUCUUGCCUGGCCCUGGGCAGGGUCCCAGGGGCUCGGAGCCAGGGGGGGCAGCGACCGGGUCUCUCUGGGCCCUGCGCGGGCCAGGAUGUAAAUACAGAGAUUUUUAUAUUAAUUUAAUAAAAGGACUUUAUAAAUAGAGCAAUAAAGUGACUCAACGAGCGGCUGCUGCAUGCCAGGCACCUCUGAUGCACCUGGGCUGGGGGGUGGGGCACAUUGCUACAGCCUGG
Messenger RNA from Chelonia mydas (Green sea turtle), 4186 nucleotides. RefSeq names its product chloride voltage-gated channel 2 (gene CLCN2). The coding region runs from base 75 to 2936 and encodes 953 amino acids. The record is from RefSeq and is a predicted model, not a curated record. Gene Ontology annotation, molecular function: voltage-gated chloride channel activity. The transcript has 23 exons. Gene Ontology annotation, biological process: transmembrane transport; chloride transport. Gene Ontology annotation, cellular component: membrane. Lineage: Eukaryota; Metazoa; Chordata; Testudines; Cheloniidae.